Molecule: messenger RNA, 933 nt
Organism: Fusarium oxysporum Fo47
Lineage: Eukaryota; Fungi; Ascomycota; Sordariomycetes; Hypocreales; Nectriaceae
Product: F-box protein
Exons: 2
Coding region: 130-621 (163 amino acids)
Molecular function (GO): protein binding
Source: RefSeq, a predicted model, not a curated record
CUUUAGUCCGGUGACUGCCUUAACUCACGCUCAGACGGAGGAAUCGCGACGGUCUUCAGUCCUCUAAUUUCCAUAACCCGUGAUGACGGCAAGACUGAAUAUCAUCACUCACCAUUCCUGAUCCUCACCAUGGUAGCGCUUCCAAACGAGGUCUUGCAUCAAAUAUUUGCCGAACUAGAGGAUCGACUGCCUCUAGAAAGAUGGCAUAUGUAUGGAGCUUAUUUGGAACAUCAAGGCUCAGCCACGCUCCGCAACCUCUGCCUGGUCUGUCGCCAAUUCCGACACAUCGCACAACCUUUACUAUAUCGGACCGUUAUUACUGAAGGUCGCGAUAGCGCAAGAACUGUCGAGACUCUUCUUCUUAAAACCCAAAAUGGACGUAUUGGGGGAAGCUGCAAGGAAAGAGAUCAUUCGGUCAGCGUGGAAGAGUUUGAGCCUUCCACCUGCCCUAAAACGUUACAUGAAGGAAAACCAUCAUAUGUCUUGUGGCUUUGCUGCUCUCAUCAUAGCAUAUAUGCCUCUUGUGCAGGUUGCCGAUUGCACUACAGAAGGCCUGGCAGUCCCGUUCUAUUGGCUGUUGAGUACAAGGACGGAUAUGAGAAGGCCAGUAUGUCCUAUUGAUCCUCGAAGUAUUUUUUUUUUAACUACGAAGAUGAGGAUGGAGGCAUUGAAGACCAAGGUAUUUCGAAGGCUACAUUUGCAAACUACUGCUUUCCAAACCUUACCGACGUUCGUAUCAGGGCGGUGGUCGGUGAAAAAGACACCCAGAGCGCUUGGGUGAUCGAAGAUCUAAUUUUCAAUCCUUCGCUCAAAAUACUACGGACAUUCGGCACCGCCUGGUAUGGCGAGGAACUCUCUUGCUUUAAAUGGUCUGCACACAAGAACUACAACCUGGAGUAUUUAGACCUCAUGGAAACAUACAUUGACGCCGAG